Portunus trituberculatus (swimming crab) is the source of this 2287-nucleotide messenger RNA. Its product is annotated as probable serine/threonine-protein kinase DDB_G0278901. The coding region runs from base 1871 to 2248 and encodes 125 amino acids. The transcript has 3 exons. The record is from RefSeq and is a predicted model, not a curated record. Lineage: Eukaryota; Metazoa; Arthropoda; Malacostraca; Decapoda; Portunidae.
UCCUCACAUGAGUUUCUGAAGCUGUGUAAAAUCACCAAAAUAGUAACCAGAAGGAAUAUGGAAACAUGUCAUGGUGCUGAAGGGGUUAAGAAGAUCAGACAACAUGGAUGAUAGGUGGAAAUAGGCAGGUGUGUUCAAUAUAGGAGUCGUUAUCAAUUGCAUUACCCAGGUUAGUGUAAUAAAAGAUAAGAAAACAAGGUAAGACAGAUAGAAAGCAAGACCCAGGGCUAAUAAGUUAAUAUCAGUUAGUAAGAUUUUUUGUCCAUAUUUUAACAUUUUACUAGUGAUUUUUUUUUUUAUGUAAGAGGGAAAGCUGGGCAAGGGCAACAAGAAAUAGACAAGAAAAAGGCCUACUUAGUUACCAGUCCCCUUACAGGUCUGAGAGUUAGCUUAAAGAGAGGGAUAAAUGUCUUGAAACCUCCUUUAUCUAAUGUUCUCAACUAUUUCUUUUCUUUAUUUCAUUGUUGUUAUUCAGGUAUACCUCACCACACAAUUCAGGUGGUGGAGUUGGUAUAAUGAAGGAUUUAACGUGUCUUUUUUAUAUGUAAGAGUGAAGAACUGGCCAAGGGUAACAAAAAGAUUAAGAAAAAAAAAAUACUUAGAAAAAAAAUUACUUAGUUGCCAGUUCUCCUACAGACGAGGUGGUGUAUAUAUUAGGUGAUGGUGACAGUGUACAUAUGGAUAGGUUAAGUUACGGUGGUGCUGGUGGUGUACAAAUCAUCUUUCUUAGGGAUUUGAGUAGAGAAGUGUAAGAAUGUGUUGAGGCUAAUAAUCUGGCACAUUACUCUCUUGUUUUCAGUUACAAAAGAGCAUGCAGGAAGAAUGUAACCAAGUGUAAAGGAGUUGUUAUGAUGUUCUCGCAUGAAAGUGGCUUUUUGAAGUGACAUAUAAGUGGCUUGGACUAAAAAAACAAAACAGUGGCACGAAAAGACAGGGAACUGAAAUUUGAAUCUGGCGCUAUGUUAAAACAACAUUCGAGUGACAAAUUAUCGUAACCCAGGGAAAGGAAACUGUGGCAUGUAAGUUGAUUGAUUAUGGAUUUAAUGAUUUUUUUUUUCCACAGGCUUUGCUAGUAGUGUGAAAAGAAAAGCCAAGUUUGUGUGGUAAUAUUUCCUAUAUUUGUAUUCCGGUGGAGAUAAAAUAAAGUGUCUGGAUCCUCUAGAUUAAGUUAAAUUGGUAUCGUGUAUUUCCAUUUUGCCUAAAGAGUUUAUAAGAGAGAGAGAGAGAGAGAGAGAGAAGAAGUUACGCUCGUAUGAAGUUUAUCUAUGCAGUGAAUUUGGUUUAUAAUGGACGAAUAGUGAUAUAAUAAAGAUGAUCGCCUAGUAUUGUUUUCAAAGUAAUUAGGAUGAUAAUACGAAUUGAGUAUCCACGGGUGAAAAGGAGAACGAAACUUAAUUAAAGAACAACAGGUAAAAAAUGAUGAACUUGUAACAUUCCAUAUCCUGAAACACAAUACACCCUACUAAAUAUUAAAAAAGCUGUAGUUAGUUGCUGAGAAUUUAAUAAAGAGCGUUUCAUUGGCCACAUUGACAAGAUUAACCCUUCAAUACUGUGACACAUUUUAACCUCUAGAUUUAUGCACGAUUAGAUAAUUUUAUUAACAUUAGGAAGGCUCUAUGGAGGUCAGAAGAUUAAUGGCCACAGUCUUCACUAUUUUAAUCCCAACAUGAGUUUCUGAAGCUGUAUAAAAUCACCAAAUAGUAAGCAGAAUGAAUACGGAAACAUGUAAUGCUACUGAAGAGGUUAGCAACAUUUCUAAAUUACUAAAAUGCUAAACACACACAAAAACCCAGCCAACAAAAAUAAAUAAAUAAAUAAAAAGAAAUAUUAUAGGCUCGUGGUCAGCAAGUUCCGCGCGUUGAGCUGGUGCAUGGCGGACGUGACCUUGAAAAUUAGUGUUUUAUCUGAUAUUCCUCUACUGUGCCCUCCUGCUGUGUCCUGCUGGCUAGGAGGAGUAGUGGCGAGGCUGCUGCGUGCCUGGGAACCGCUGUGGGAGGUAACCUUCCACCUCACCAGGAUAGCCAAUCAGAAGCAAGCAUCCAUCAGCCUGACCAAUCACGUGUCAUCUAGCCAGCCAGCCAGCCAGCCAGCCAAUCUCCGUGCUGACAGUUAUGAGACAAGGAGGAAGGAGAACAAGACGGAAUUAUCGUUCAGGAGGAGGUGUAGCUGCAAUAACAAUAACAACAACAGCAACAGCAACAGCAGCAGCAGCAGCAACAACAGCAGCAGCAAAGUAAGAAAAAUAUAGGAGAAAAUGAUGAACAAGAAGUGAGAAAGAAAAUAAAAA